Messenger RNA from Aureococcus anophagefferens, 528 nucleotides. RefSeq lists its product as hypothetical. The coding region runs from base 1 to 528 and encodes 175 amino acids. Lineage: Eukaryota; Pelagophyceae; Pelagomonadales; Pelagomonadaceae. Gene Ontology annotation, cellular component: cytoplasm; membrane. The transcript has a single exon. The record is from RefSeq and is a predicted model, not a curated record.
AUGCAGGCCGCGCGGAGCUUCGCGGCGUGGUACGAUGCCCACCUGACGACAUCUCCCAUAGUGACCAAAAGCGUCACGAGCUGCGGCCUCUUCGGCGUGGGCGACGGACUGGCGCAGGGCAUCGAGGGCGGAGAAGCAGUAGACGGCGGCCGGCUGGCGCGGAUGAUGACCUUCGGCGGCCUCGUCGCGACGCCGUCGCACCACUGGUACAAUUUCCUCGACCGGCUCGUCACGGGCGCCGGCGGCGGCGCCGUCGCGCGAAAGGUCUUGCUCGACCAGCUCACCUGGACGCCGGUCAUGACGUUCUCCUUCUUCAACUUCCAGAACGUCUGCGGCGGCAUGGCCGUGUCCGAGUCCGUCCCCGACGCGAGCGGCAAGCUCCUCCCGACGCUCAAGGUGAACUGGGUCGUGUGGCCCUUCGUCCACGUCGUCACCUUCGGCGCGGUCCCGCUGCCCUACCGCAUCCUCUGGAUCAACUGCUGCUCCUGCUUCUGGAGCGCGUACCUCUCGCUCCAGGCGAAAUUGUAA